Molecule: messenger RNA, 5638 nt
Organism: Solea solea (common sole)
Lineage: Eukaryota; Metazoa; Chordata; Actinopteri; Pleuronectiformes; Soleidae
Gene: otud7b
Product: OTU deubiquitinase 7B
Exons: 12
Coding region: 345-3167 (940 amino acids)
Biological process (GO): protein K48-linked deubiquitination; protein deubiquitination involved in ubiquitin-dependent protein catabolic process; protein K63-linked deubiquitination
Cellular component (GO): nucleus; cytoplasm
Molecular function (GO): DNA binding; zinc ion binding; cysteine-type deubiquitinase activity
Source: RefSeq, a predicted model, not a curated record
UUGUUGUAAGUGGUGGAGAGACAUUACUUUGUAGGUUGUGGUCCGGUUUGGGAUAUUACGUCCACUUUCACUCACGAGGAUGCUAAAAAGUUAGGACGUUGUUUGUUGUGGAAACGCGGAUUUUGUUUGCAAGCUGCGGUUCCGCAGGACAACUUCAUGGGACGACGGAAACAUCUGCGAGGCCGUUCAAGGUGUGGCCUGUGGAGUAGUUCGAUGUAGAGUGCUCCUCCCCCUCACCCCUCCCUUGCUGUUCUUUUGAGGAGAGCAAGUACUCUUUUUUUUUUUCUUUUUUCUUAAUUUUUUCUACCUGGAAGCAACCCGCCCACUUUUGAAUUCAUGAUCACAUGACCGUGGAUAUGGACGCAGUCCUAUCCGACUUUGUCCGUUCCACUGGAGCUGAACCAGGAUUGGCCAGAGAUCUGCUAGAGGGCAAGAACUGGGAUUUCACCGCCGCGCUCAGUGACUUUGAGCAGCUUCGACAGGUGCAUGCUGGGAACCUGGCGUAUUCUUUCGCAGAGGACAGAUCGUAUCUGCCUCCAGAGAAGGAGAUGGCGCGUAUGGGGCGGCCAAUACUACACCGACAGGAUGAGGUCGUGCAAGCCACAGAGAAGCGUCUGUCCAGGGGCAUUUCCCACGCCAGUUCAACCAUCGUGUCCCUGGCCCGCUCUCAUGUCUCCAGCACUGGUGGGAGCAGCAGUGAGCCUCUUCUGGACACGCCUCUGUGCACUUUCCAACUACCAGACCUCACUAUGUACCAAGAUGACUUCCGCGGCUUCAUUGAGAGAGAUCUCAUCGAGCAGUCGAUGAUGGUGGCCUUGGAGCAUGCGGGUCGCCUGAACUGGUGGACAAAAGUAGUCUCCAACUGUCAGAAUCUGCUGCCUCUGGCAACAAGCGGGGAUGGAAACUGCCUGUUACACGCAGCCUCACUUGGCAUGUGGGGCUUUCAUGACCGGGACCUGAUGCUGCGGAAGUCCCUGUAUGCUCUGAUGGAUCAUGGGAUGGAGAGAGAGGCACUGAAGCGCAGGUGGAGGUGGCAGCAGACCCAGCAGAACAAAGAGUCUGGUCUGGUGUACACAGAGGAGGAGUGGCAGAAAGAGUGGAAUGAACUGUUGAAAUUAGCGUCCAGUGAGCCGAGAAUACACUACAGCACCAACGGCACCAACGGGGUGGAGUCCUCAGAUGAACCAGUUUAUGAGAGUCUGGAGGAGUUUCACGUCUUUGUCCUGGCUCAUGUUCUCAGAAGGCCUGUAGUGGUGGUGGCUGACACCAUGCUGAGGGACUCUGGAGGAGAGGCCUUUGCUCCCAUCCCAUUCGGAGGCAUUUACCUGCCGCUGGAGGUGCCAGCUGCCAAGUGCCAUCGCUCUCCGCUCGUCCUGGCUUAUGACCAGGCUCACUUCUCUGCUCUGGUCUCUAUGGAGCAGAAGGACGGCCCCAAAGAGCAAGCAGUUGUGAUCCCACUCACUGACUCGGAGCACAAAAUGCUGCCUCUGCACUUUGCCGUGGAUCCAGGGAAAGACUGGGAGUGGGGCAAGGAUGACUCAGACAACGUGAUGCUGGCGAGUGUUGCUCUGUCUUUGGAGGCCAAACUCCAGAUGCUACACAGCUACAUGACGCUCACCUGGCUGCCGCUGCCGUGUGAGCAGGCACCGCUGGCCCAGCCAGAGUCUCCCACAGCAUCAGCAGGAGAGGACACCCGAACGCCUCCUGACUCAGGAGAGUCAGACAAGGAGUCAGUCAGCAGCAGCUCCAAUGGCAACGGCGACACCACCACAGGAUCUUCAACAGUCUACGGAGGCGGGUCCUUGGCCAAGAACAGCUCUUCUUCCUCCUCGAGUUCCUCCAGCACCGGUUCAGCGGGGACAGGAACACCAGGGAAGGACAAAACCAAGAAGGAGAAAGACAAGGACAAAGAAAAGAAGAGGGCAGACUCUGUGGCCAACAAGCUCGGGAGCUUUGGGAAGAGCCUGGGCAGCAAGCUGAAGAAGAACGUGGGUGGUCUCAUGACGGGAAAGAACGCUGGAGCUGGAGGCGCCAAGCAGGAAGGUGGCGAGAAGAAAAAGGGCUCGUUUCGGGGGAGGAAGGGCAGCAAGGAGUGCUCGCCUUCAGCCCACGCCUCAGAGGAUUCUGGGAAAGGCUCCCCCUCGUCCGGCAGCGAGCGUCUGAAUGGAACGGGGAGCAGUAUGAGCAGCAGUGGUGGGAGCAGCAUGGAGACUGAGACCUAUAAGUACAGUGCAGACGUCAAGGUUAGCCUGGGCAUCCUCCGAGCUGCCAUGCAGGGGGAGAGGAAGUUCAUCUUCGCCAGCCUCCUCACCACCAGCAACCGGCAGCCCUUCCAGGAGGAGAUGAUCCAGCGCUACCUGGCGGACGCUGAGGAACGCUUUCGGGCUGAGCAGGAGCAACAGCGGCGUGAGGCGGAAAGGAAGAGCGUCACCAACGGCAUCCAACCUCCUAAGAAGGAGGUGGUUUGCGGUACGGAGUCGAGUUACCGGUCUUAUGAGGACAAAGAGGAGCUGUUAGAGAACUCGUCUCCUUCCUUUAACCAACUCAAACCCUCGCCUUUGAGCCCCUCUAUGUACUCUGGGGUCAUACCCAUCCCCCGGCCCUCCUUCAUAGACCCAACUCCUCCUCCUCCUCUUCCUCCUCCUGCUGCUGCUGUACCUCUCACCCAGCAUCUUCACAUGCACGGCUACAUGGAUAACCGGCGCCAGCUCGCCGGUGGCUCUCCUGUUACCUCCUACACCGGCCUCCCCUCCUACGCCACUCUUCCCCGACACUGCCCCACAACGCAGGGACUCUCACACCCGCAGUACCAUAUCCCAAAUGUCUCACAAGGCCCCUCCUCCCUGAGUCCCUCUCGCCUCACGCCCUCGUAUCCCCCGGAGUUCGACCCGCCAGACUAUCCCGGGUCUGACCCCGCGGCCGCCACCGGGAGCUACACCAACGGCUUCCGGGAUCUGCGCUCCGGCCUGGACUCUCGGAGCGGGCAGCCGCCCGUCAGACACUACUCACUGGGCAGUGCCGGCGGUCUGGUCGGCCUGCAGUCCAGCCGCUGUCGGACACCCAGCUGCAACUACUACGGACACCCGGAGACGGGCAACUACUGCUCCUACUGCUACCGCGAAGAGCUGAAGAAGAGGGAGACGGAACCGACCAUCCACAGGUUCUGAGUGGACUCCAAAUCGUUGAGUGGCCUUUUCAGUAAAAGUAUAAAUGAAUAAACGACGGGCGGGGUGGAUCAGCCUCCUCUGCUGCCUCCUCUUUUCAGCCGAGUCACUUCCUGAAGUGACAGGGUGAGAAUAAGAAGGCUUGAUUCUGGCUGCUGGGCUCACGUCGUAGACCGUAGAAAACACUAACUGCACUUCUGUUACAUUUUGCUGUGGCUCUUAUGCAGGUGUCCUGUAUGUGUGUGUGUGUGUGUGUGUGUGUGUGUCAGCUGCAGGCUCUCCUCCUUUAUUUAAAGCCUUGCCAUUGUCUCCAUCUAGUGGAGAGAAUGUAUACAGCAGGCGCCAUAUUUAAUACUCCUCAGCUCACGUACGUACAGUGCAUGCUCGCACCAUGAAAAGGCUCCAGUCAGUGUCUCCUCUCGUUUGGUGAAUUAAAGGGACAGUUCAGUCUUUUUUUUAAAUGUUCUAUGAGUUACUGAGACGUUAUUAUCAGACACAGAAUAAAAAACCUCAACUGUCCCUUUAAUGGGAGCAAUGUGACGUCACAUGCUUUGAGUGUGAUGUCAUCGUGUCAUCACAUUUUACACUACUCACACGUCCACGGUGGACUCGGUCGCCAUUAGCAUAAUGCUAAUGAGUUAGCGUUCGUCUGCACGUAAACAUGUAAACGUCUCUGCAGCGGCGUUCACGCACACACGCGGUGGAUCAUGUGAACAAAGACAGCGGAGGACAAAGUAAAGACACUGUCCCCCAGAGUCUGAUCCAGAGAUUUCAUUUGUUUUAAGGAAUGUUUUUUUUAUUUUAUUUUGAAAGGGUCUUCCUGUUAAAUGAUUGAAGCAGCCGCGCGUCACCACACACGACGUCGACACACUCUGUUCAGACCUGGUUUUAACGUCCUGGACGAUCCAGUCUCCUUCUCUGGGAGUCAUGUGACCACGUGAUUGUCAUUUCAAAGCGAACUUUGAUGCACAUCAGACCAGCAUUGCAUCAUGGGAAAAAAAACAAACCCUGGAUGGAAUCAGGGUGUAGUGAUGAUUUUACUGAAUUAAAAGAAACUUCAAAGAAAGAAAGCGGAUGUAACUUUUACAUCUCAUCAUCAUCAUCAUCAUCAUCAUCAUCAUCUGACAUAUCUGAGGCAAAAUUAUGAACAAAACUAAAAUGAACAAAGGAAUAAAAGCUCAGUGAAAGGUCUCACAGGCUUCUCUGUGUUUCUGAUUCACAAAUCAUAACGUGUCAUUACAUUUCAUGACAAAAUAAAAGUCCAUGAAGUAUAAACUCUGAUGUGUUACAACAGUCGUGGACUGGUCAGAAACAAACGACGUUAGAACCAGGUCUGAACGGGUCUGACCGGGUCUGACCGGGUCUGAACGGGUCACAUUGUGCACGACAGAGCUCAGUGCAUGUUGGGAUUUCGUUGUGUCUGUCGUUGGCAGGAUGUGAUGUGACGUAUCGCCCUCUCAUGGACGACACUAACAUUGACACUGCACUGACAGAAUGUUACGAAGCGAUGAAGAAAAAGCGAUUCUGUUGUCACACAGACGGUCAGCGUGGUCUCUGGUCCAGCGCAGCAGGUUUUUGAAGUUGUCCUGAAGUGUUUCUCUCGUGAAGCUUCAGUCUUCUGUCUCUGAAACACUUUGAUUUUCUUACUUGUUGAAAUGUUCUCCGCGUCCUGAUGAAGUCGGCGAUAAAUCAACGUUAUCUGGACAAACAGCCAGCGUCUGUAGCCCGAGCAGUCGUGUGUGUGACAUGAGGUUUUCUUACAUGUGGUUCAGGCCGAGUCCACACGUCGUCGGGUCGUUCUAAAAAUCAAGAAAAGCUUCAUUCACACGGGUUCAUUUUUUACACGAGCAUGUGACACAGAUGAGUUAAGAACACACAUUGUGUGUGUGGAGGAGCGCACGUGUGCAGAAACAUCUGGAAAAACAUCUGCGAAAAUCUGUUCACCUGUGAAUGAAUGAAUGAAAAGUCAAUGAUACUCAGCUACACGUGGACAAGGCAUCAGACAGGAAAUGGUCACUGUUCUGAUUCAUGCGAGGGUCGACCCUGCUGCUGUGCGCUGACACAAGCUUUUGUUGUCAGGAAAUCAGAUUAAGAUUAAGAUUAAGUGGGUUUAAAAACUGGAAAAGUAAAUAAACAAGUCCAAGAAAGGAAUAGUUCACUGAUGUGCAUGUAGCUUUGAUAUCAGUAGAAUAAGGGAAGUCUUUUCUCAACCUCAGUUUCCUUCUUUUCUUUGUCACGUGCUCACAGGUGACACUUGGUCCUGUUAGCGUAACUGUUAGCAACACUGUUUACAUUCUGAGAAUGAGGUCCCGCCCCCUACGAGUGGCUCUCAAAAGUGCAGAAUUAGCGUUGCAGUUUCAAACCUCGGACCAAGCGUCGCCGGUGAGCACGUCACAAAGAAGAAGGAAGAUAUUUCUGAGCUUAGGAAGCACAAGUUUUCCAUAUCCUAGUAAAACAAAGCUAAAUGCUAAUCG